Messenger RNA from Vicia villosa (hairy vetch), 546 nucleotides. RefSeq names its product protein MAIN-LIKE 2-like. The coding region runs from base 1 to 546 and encodes 181 amino acids. Lineage: Eukaryota; Viridiplantae; Streptophyta; Magnoliopsida; Fabales; Fabaceae. The transcript is spliced from 2 exons. The record is from RefSeq and is a predicted model, not a curated record.
AUGGAUGAGUCGAAUGAAGGAUCAUCAUCUGCACCGAGGAGUCGAUUGUUUCGAGCAUCUUCCUCUCGUGAGGUUAGUCGGGAGGAGGAGGUUGUGGGGCAGGAGGAAGUACCUGAGGUUCACCCUGAGCACGACGAGGAUGAUGCUCAAGACGCAGAGGAGGGCAGCUUCCCGGGAGGGCCUUUUGACACAUCCCUCUUUAUUUUCUACCAUGACCAUGCUGCUCGAUGUAUUUGGGACGUCGAGCCUACCAUAAAAUCUGUGAACCAUUCGCAGAAAAUAUUAUAUCUAUUUAAACCACAGGCUCAGUGGUUUAAUGAUGUUGUAGCUGGUUCCGGACUUGGCGGGUUAUGCAUGACCACAUAUAGUACCAUAAGCCGCAACAUGCAGGGAGAUUUUGCUGAAGGGUGGCACAAGGAGACUUCUUCUUUCCACUUUCCUGUCGGGGAGUUGACGAUCAUCUUACACGAUGUGGCCUGUCUGCUCCACCUGCCAAUCAGAGGAGGUUAUUGGACCAUUCUCGGAUACAGAGGGUUGAGGCUAUAG